Condylura cristata (star-nosed mole) is the source of this 903-nucleotide messenger RNA. RefSeq names its product CCR4 carbon catabolite repression 4-like (S. cerevisiae) (gene NOCT). The coding region runs from base 1 to 903 and encodes 300 amino acids. The record is from RefSeq and is a predicted model, not a curated record. The transcript is spliced from 6 exons. NCBI's taxonomy places the organism in Eukaryota, Metazoa, Chordata, Mammalia, Eulipotyphla, Talpidae.
AUGACACUGCACAUGCUGUCUCUGGGAAAGCGCUUCAUUUACAAAGCAGAUUUGACAGCUCUUCGGCAGAACCUUCCCGCCCGGCCCCGGCACGACCCGGUGAGCCUCGUGACGAACGCGAGGCAGGCGGCUAACGACACCCCGAUUCAUUACCCAAAAGGAAGGGAGAGCAGAAAUGAAGGGGAGGAGGCUGCCCUGGGCCGGCGGGUGGCCGCCGGGGUGCGGCGCACGACAGACCAGGCCCCCACGCUGGUCCCACACUGCCCGGCCUCUCACGGUGGCCUCCGCCCAGGCCUCGAGCACCGGUGUUCAUGUCAUAUACAGCCUUACAGCGACGCCUGUUCCAUGGGAAGCGGGACCAGCCGGCUCUAUGGCGCGCUCACCAAGACCCUGCACAGCAGCGCCGCCACCCAGCACCCCGAGUACCUGGCGGCCCCCGACCCGGAGCACCAGGAGCCCAUUGACCCCAAAGAGCUGCUGGAGGAGUGCAGGGCAGUCCUGCACAGCCGGCCCCCGCGGUUCCAGCGGGACUUUGUGGAUCUGAGCACAGACUGCCUGAGUAGCCACCCGCCCAUUAGGGUCAUGCAGUGGAACAUCCUCGCCCAAGGUACGGGAGAACGACUUCGAAGCCUGAGCUCAGACUGCAAGCCAGUGCAGAAAAGGACGCUGAGGAGACAAAGGGGCUACUCGGCACUGGAGGGAGACCGAGGAGGAGUGCGCACUGGCCACUGGGUGAGGGUGUGGGCGAGCUGCGGAGCGCACCCACGGAGCCAUGGCCACCAGCCGGUGGAGGCCAACAGCCACACCGCUGCGGACCUGUCAGCAGACACCGACCAGACACUGUCCAACCGCGUUUCCAGAGCUAGACCUCGAGCACUUACUCCCAGACAAGGCGAGCGGUAG